UGGAUGUCAUCAGUACUGAAUAUCAAUAAAAUAACGAAAGCUUAAAAACAACAUUCAUUGUGCUAUAAAUUAAAAGAAACAUUUGUCUUUAGUUUCCUGUGGCUACUGUUAUUUAAUCUCCACAUCAAAAUGGUCCUGGAAAGUACAAUGAUUUGUGUUGAUAAUAGUGAUUACAUGAGGAAUGGCGACUUUUUGCCAACUCGGCUUCAGGCUCAGCAGGAUGCCGUGAAUUUGGUAUGCCAUUCGAAGACACGCUCGAAUCCAGAAAACAACGUCGGGCUUUUAACGUUGGCCAAUGUUGAAGUGCUGGCUACAUUGACUAGCGACGUUGGAAGGAUUUUGUCGAAGUUGCACCAGGUGACACCCGAUGGUGACAUUAAUUUACACACUGGUAUUAGAAUCGCUCAUCUUGCGCUGAAACAUAGACAAGGAAAGAACCACAAGAUGAGGAUUGUCGCUUUCGUUGGAAGCCCGGUAGCCGCGGAGGAGAAGGAAUUGGUCAAGUUGGCGAAGAAACUCAAGAAAGAGAAAGUGAACGUGGAUUUAGUUAGUUUUGGAGAAGAUACUAUCAAUACUGAUGUUUUAACUUCUUUUAUCAACACUUUAAAUGGAAAGGAUGGUAGUGGAAGCCAUCUAGUUACUGUUCCUCCUGGUCCUCAUCUUUCUGACGCUUUAAUUUCGUCUCCGAUUAUACAAGGCGAAGAUGGUUCUGGAGGAGCUGGUCUUGGAGGUUCCGGAUUCGAAUUUGGCGUGGAUCCAAAUGAAGAUCCGGAACUGGCGUUGGCUCUCCGUGUUUCCAUGGAGGAACAACGGCAGAGGCAAGAGGAUGAGGAUAGAAGGGCCAAGCAGGCUUCCGCCAGCGAUCCCAGUGUGCCCGCUAUCAUCAAGGAAGAGCCCAGCGAGGAAGCAUUGCUUGAGAGGGCUUUGGCUAUGUCAAUGGAACAGGGCGAGACUCCGACAGCCCGUGUUGCACCUAACGUUGAUUUCGCUAAUAUGACCGAGGAGGAGCAGAUAGCUUUCGCAAUGCAGAUGUCAAUGCAGGAGGCCCAGGAUACUCCAGCUGAUAAGAAGAAGGAUGACGCUAUGGAUGUGGAAGGCGCUGAAGAUUUUUCCGAGGUGAUGAACGAUCCCGCGUUUCUUCAGAGCGUUCUCGAGAACUUGCCCGGCGUCGAUCCUUCAUCCGAGACCAUCCGUCAAGCUGUCGACACCUUGCAGGAUUUGAUGAAGGAGGAUAAGGACGAUAAGCAGAAAAAGUAGAGUUAGCAUAGGAACUAUUAAUAUUAUUUUUCGCUGUAUCCAAGAAAAAAAAA
Nicrophorus vespilloides is the source of this 1310-nucleotide messenger RNA. RefSeq names its product 26S proteasome non-ATPase regulatory subunit 4 (gene Rpn10). Gene Ontology annotation, molecular function: polyubiquitin modification-dependent protein binding. Gene Ontology annotation, biological process: proteasome-mediated ubiquitin-dependent protein catabolic process. Gene Ontology annotation, cellular component: proteasome regulatory particle, base subcomplex; cytosol; nucleus. The record is from RefSeq and is a predicted model, not a curated record. NCBI's taxonomy places the organism in Eukaryota, Metazoa, Arthropoda, Insecta, Coleoptera, Silphidae. The transcript is spliced from 4 exons. The coding region runs from base 130 to 1257 and encodes 375 amino acids.